This is a messenger RNA of Branchiostoma belcheri (Belcher's lancelet), 3324 nucleotides long. RefSeq names its product serine/threonine-protein phosphatase 6 regulatory ankyrin repeat subunit A-like. The record is from RefSeq and is a predicted model, not a curated record. Gene Ontology annotation, molecular function: protein binding. NCBI's taxonomy places the organism in Eukaryota, Metazoa, Chordata, Leptocardii, Amphioxiformes, Branchiostomatidae. The transcript has 29 exons. Gene Ontology annotation, cellular component: nucleus; cytoplasm. The coding region runs from base 47 to 3121 and encodes 1024 amino acids.
AGAAACCACAGCAGACAGCGGGGAUCGCGCGGUACCGUCGGAUAACAUGGUUAUUCAACAACUUAUAGACGAGCCUCCCUUGGUGCAGGCUUGUUUCCAUGGCGAUGCAGACGAGGUUCGAGCGCUCAUCUACAAGAAGGAAGACAUCAACUAUCAGGAUGUGGAGAGACGCAGUCCUAUCCAUGCUGCAGCACACUGUGGGGAGGCAGAGAUAGUCAACCUGCUCAUCCUCAGUGGUGCGCGGGUGAAUACCAAAGAUAGCAGGUGGUUGACGCCCCUCCACAGGGCAUGUGCUGCCAAAAGCGAGGACACAGUGAGGAUGCUGCUAAAGCACUCGGCAGACGUGAAUGCGCGAGACAAAAACUGGCAGACGCCGCUCCACGUAGCCGCAGCGAACAACGCCAUUGGCUGUGCGGAGGCGCUGAUUCCGCUGCUGUCAAACGUGAACGUGUCUGACAGGGCUGGUAGAACGGCCCUGCACCACGCAGCUUUUAACGGUCACACAGAUAUGGUGGUGUUACUGAUUUCCAAGGGUGCCAAUGUCAAUGCCUUCGACAAGAAGGAUCGCAGGUCCCUACACUAUGCAACUUACAUGGGUCAUGUGGAGGUGGUGAAAGUAUUGGUCAACCAUGGAGCAGAACUCAACUGUAAGGACAAAAAGAUGUACACACCCUUACAUGCUGCAGCCUCCAGUGGACAGAUCACGGUGGUGAAAAUGUUGUUGGAUCUGGGAGUGGAGAUUGACACUCCCAACUACUACGGUAACACACCGCUGCACGUGGCCUGCUAUAACGGCCAGGACGUGGUCGUGAACGAACUGCUAACCUUCGGCACGUCCGUCAACAUCAUGAACCACCGCGGGCAAACCCCGCUGCACUUCGCCGCCGCGUCUUCCCAUGGUGCUCUGUGUCUGGAGCUGCUAGUCAACGAAGGAGCUGACUGCAAUGUACAGGCCAAGGAUGGCAGAACCCCCCUCCACAUGACAGCUCUCCAUGGCAGGUUCACCCGGGCACAGACUCUCAUUCAGCAUGGUGCUGAGAUAGACUGUGAAGACAAGGAUGGGAACACGCCCCUACACAUCGCAGCUCGAUACGGACAUGAGCUGCUCAUCACAACUCUCAUCGCUAACGGUGCCGACCACACAAGGAGAGGGAUCAAUGGUAUGCUCCCCCUUCAUCUGGCAGCCCUGAGUGGAUAUGUGGACUCCUGCCAAAAACUGAUCUCAUGUGGUUUUGAGAUUGAUGCAGUAGAUGACAAUGGCAGGACCUGUCUCCAUGCAGCUGCAUGUGGAGGUAACAUUGAGUGUCUGGACCUGCUGAUGAGAAGUGGAGCAGACUUCCAUAAAAAGGACCACUACGGAAGAACUGCACUGCAUUAUGCAGCGAGCCAGACUAACUACCAGUGUGUGCUGGCCCUGGUGGCUGCAGGGUCGGAUGUGAACCUCAGGGACUCCAGGGGGUGUACCCCCCUGCACUAUGCAGCUGCUACUGACGCUGAUGGCAAGUGUGUGGAGCACCUGUUACACAACAGGGCUGACCCCACUGUUCAUGACAACAACAGGUUUGAUGCACUGCACUAUGCAGCAGCCAACGGCCACAAGCUGGUCAUAGAUCUGCUGUUGGACUUGGCCAGAGAUGAUUUUGUGAAGAGGAGAAAGAAGUCAUCACCAAGGACAACACCAUUGCACCUUGCAGCAUACAACGGGCACCACCAGGCCCUGAUGGUUCUGAUGAACCAUUUUGUGGACGUGGAUGUUGGGGACGCGGACGGUCGCACGCCGCUGGACCUGGCCUCCUUCAAGGGCCACGUGGACUCUGUGGAGGCCCUGAUCCUACAGGGGGCCACCAUCAUAGUCAGGGACAACAAGACCAAGAGGACACCCCUACAUGCUGCAGCGUAUAACGGCCACACCGAGUGUCUGCGUCUGCUGAUAAAACACAGUCUGGGCCCGCGGUCAGAUGUGGUGGACUGUCAGGAUGGGCAGGGCAGGACUCCCCUGAUGAUAGCCGUUGCUAACGGACACACAGACAGCACCCUACUGCUGCUGUCCUACGCUUCCAACAUCGGCGCCACCGACAUUCACCAGCGCACUGCUCUACACAGAGGGGCAGCCAAUGGGCAUGAAGAAUGUGUGGAUGCACUGUUACAUCACCAACCUGAUGUCAACUUCAAGGAUGCCAGAGGUCGUACAGCCCUGCACAUGGCAGCAGCCUGUGGACAUGUAGGGAUGCUGGGAUCCCUGCUACAGGCUGGACAGUUCUCCAACCCACUGGACAACAAGGGCUUCACAGCACUACACUGGGCCUGCUAUAAUGGUCAUGACAGCUGUGUGGAGCUUCUGAUGGAGCGUGACGAAACCCAGAAGUUUGAGGGGAACCUCUUUACCCCCCUGCACUGUGCAGUGUACAAUGAUAAUGAGACAUGUGCUGAGCUGCUGCUGGAUACAUUAGGUGAUGAUAUUGUCAAUGCACAGGACUCAAAGGGAAGAACUCCCAUCCAUGCUGCAGCCUACAACGACCAAGUGGAGUGUCUGCAACUGCUGCUGAGCCAUGGGGGUCAGGUGAACAAUUCUGACCAAUCAGGGAGGACCCCCAUCAUGAUGGCUGCUGCAGCUGGCCAAUCAGGAGCUGUGGAGCUACUACUUGGAACCUCUGGAAUCAACUUGACCUCACAAGAUAAGGACAAGAACACAGCUCUCCAUCUUGCAUGCAAACAUAGCCAUACAACCUGUGCCUUGUUAAUCCUGGAGAAGAUGGACGAUCCAGAAGUCAUCAACACUGCAAACACGCUCCUGAAAAUCCCCCUUCACCUGGCUGCAGCCAAUGGCAUGGUGCCUGUAGUACAGGAGCUCAUCAGUAAAGGAGCCAGUGUGCUGGCUGUGGAUGAUAAAGGUUACAACCCCGCCCUAUGCUGUGCUGCCAACGCUCAGGUCGCCGACUGCCUGGCGCUCAUUCUGGCCGCCAUGAUGCCAUUCACGCCCAACAGUACCAUCAACAUGGACGCCAACGGUAUGACCGCCACCUCCAGUAUGGGCAGUAUAGGCACGGAGGGAGACAACGUCGACACCAGCGAAAAUCAGAGUUUCGACGAGGCCGGAACUUCCGACUCCGAAACAUAUUGACACACGUUAACACUUAGCUGAGUACAAGAUACUACAGUACAAUGUAGCUCAAACUAGAAGCCUGCAAGAAUUUUUUUCAUUGUAGUUUUUUCAUUAGGCCUAGGAAAAAAAUGCUGUGUUCCUGUUUUCCGACCGACCCUAAAAAAAAAACUGCUGACCCUAAAAUUCUUUUUUGUGGAUCCCUGCAAGGGACAUGAAUUUUU